Colius striatus (speckled mousebird) is the source of this 6589-nucleotide messenger RNA. RefSeq names its product EPH receptor A5 (gene EPHA5). Gene Ontology annotation, cellular component: plasma membrane; neuron projection. Lineage: Eukaryota; Metazoa; Chordata; Aves; Coliiformes; Coliidae. The coding region runs from base 137 to 2980 and encodes 947 amino acids. Gene Ontology annotation, molecular function: transmembrane-ephrin receptor activity; protein binding; ATP binding. Gene Ontology annotation, biological process: cell surface receptor protein tyrosine kinase signaling pathway; axon guidance; protein phosphorylation. The record is from RefSeq and is a predicted model, not a curated record. The transcript is spliced from 17 exons.
CGGCAGCUGGGCUGGGCGCGCCGGGGCGCCGGCUCCCGGUCGGACGUGCCUCCUGCCGUUGCUGCUGUGCGUCGCGCUCCAGAGCCUGCUGGCCAGCUCCGGCAGCGAGGUGAAUUUACUGGACUCACGCACAGUAAUGGGAGAUCUAGGAUGGAUAGCCUACCCAAAAAACGGGUGGGAAGAAAUUGGUGAGGUGGAUGAAAACUACGCUCCAAUACACACAUACCAAGUGUGCAAGGUAAUGGAACAAAAUCAGAACAACUGGCUUCUGACCAGCUGGAUCUCUAAUGAAGGGGCAACCCGCAUCUUCAUUGAGCUCAAAUUUACCCUGAGAGACUGUAACAGCCUUCCAGGAGGACUUGGGACUUGCAAAGAGACUUUUAACAUGUAUUACUUUGAAUCAGAUGAUGAAGAUGGGAGGAACAUCAAAGAAAACCAGUACAUCAAGAUUGAUACCAUUGCUGCUGAUGAGAGCUUCACAGAGUUAGACCUCGGUGACAGGGUUAUGAAGCUAAACACAGAAGUUAGAGACGUUGGGCCGCUAACGAAGAAAGGGUUUUACCUGGCUUUCCAGGACGUGGGCGCCUGCAUCGCCCUGGUCUCCGUGCGUGUGUACUACAAGAAAUGCUCAUCAGUGAUCCGCAACCUGGCGCGCUUCCCUGACACCAUCACAGGCGCAGAUUCCUCGCAGCUGCUAGAGGUGUCAGGCGUCUGUGUCAACCACUCUGUGACCGAUGAACCGCCCAAGAUGCACUGCAGUGCUGAAGGGGAGUGGCUGGUGCCCAUUGGGAAGUGCUUGUGCAAGGCGGGGUAUGAGGAGAAGAACAACACCUGCCAAGUAUGCAGACCUGGGUUCUUCAAAGCUUCACCCCACAGUCCAUCCUGCAGCAAAUGUCCCCCUCACAGCUACACGCUUGAUGAAGCAUCCACAUCUUGCCUGUGUGAAGAACACUAUUUUAGGAAGGAAUCAGACCCACCUACAAUGGCCUGUACAAGACCCCCCUCUGCUCCUCGGAGUGCCAUCUCAAAUGUUAACGAGACUAGUGUCUUUCUGGAAUGGAUUCCCCCUGCUGAUACUGGUGGAAGGAAAGAUAUGUCUUAUUUUAUUGCAUGCAAGAAGUGCAACUCACACUCAGGUCUGUGUGAGGCUUGUGACGGUCAUGUCAGGUACCUCCCCCAACAAACCGGCCUGAAAAACACCUCUGUCAUGAUGGUGGAUCUACUUGCUCAUACAAACUAUACCUUUGAAAUUGAGGCAGUGAAUGGAGUUUCCGACCAGAACCCUGGAGCUCGACAGUUUGUGUCUGUAAAUGUAACCACAAACCAGGCAGCACCUUCUCCAGUCAGUAGUGUGAAAAAAGGGAAGAUAACUAAAAAUAGCAUCUCCCUUUCCUGGCAGGAGCCAGAUCGACCCAACGGCAUCAUCCUGGAAUAUGAAAUCAAAUAUUUUGAAAAGGACCAGGAGACGAGUUACACCAUCAUCAAAUCUAAAGAGACGACGAUUACGGCGGAUGGCUUGAAACCAGACUCGGCGUACGUAUUCCAAAUCCGAGCCCGCACCGCAGCUGGCUACGGUGGCUUCAGUCGAAGAUUUGAGUUUGAAACCAGCCCUAUGUCAGUAGCUGCAUCCAGUGACCAGAGCCAGAUUCCUAUAAUUGUUGUGUCUGUAACAGUGGGAGUCAUUCUGCUGGCCGUUGUUAUUGGUUUCCUUCUCAGCGGAAGGCGGUGUGGCUAUAGCAAGGCUAAACAAGAUCCAGAAGAAGAAAAGAUGCAUUUUCAUAAUGGCCACAUUAAGCUGCCUGGAGUAAGGACCUACAUUGACCCCCACACCUAUGAGGACCCUAAUCAGGCCGUCCAUGAGUUUGCUAAGGAAAUAGAAGCUUCAUGCAUAACCAUUGAAAGAGUUAUUGGAGCUGGUGAAUUUGGGGAAGUCUGCAGUGGGCGGCUGAAGCUGCAGGGGAAGCGGGAGUUUCCAGUGGCUAUCAAAACCCUGAAGGUGGGCUACACAGAGAAACAGAGGCGAGAUUUCUUGGGUGAAGCAAGCAUCAUGGGGCAGUUUGACCACCCCAACAUCAUCCACCUGGAAGGCGUUGUCACAAAAAGCAAACCAGUAAUGAUAGUGACUGAAUACAUGGAGAAUGGUUCUCUGGAUACAUUUUUAAAGAAAAACGAUGGACAGUUCACGGUCAUUCAGCUGGUUGGGAUGCUGCGAGGCAUUGCGUCAGGAAUGAAGUACCUGUCUGACAUGGGCUAUGUACACAGAGAUCUGGCUGCCAGGAAUAUCCUAAUCAACAGCAACUUAGUCUGCAAGGUGUCGGACUUUGGCCUCUCCAGAGUCCUGGAGGAUGACCCUGAAGCAGCAUACACAACCAGAGGCGGGAAGAUCCCCAUCAGAUGGACAGCACCUGAAGCCAUUGCCUUCCGCAAGUUCACAUCAGCCAGUGAUGUCUGGAGUUAUGGCAUUGUGAUGUGGGAGGUGAUGUCCUACGGCGAGAGGCCUUACUGGGAAAUGACAAACCAAGAUGUGAUUAAAGCCGUGGAGGAAGGCUAUCGCCUGCCAAGUCCCAUGGACUGCCCUGCUGCUCUGUACCAGCUAAUGCUCGACUGCUGGCAGAAAGACCGCAACAGCCGGCCCAAGUUUGACGAAAUUGUCAGCUUGUUGGACAAGCUCAUCCGUAACCCAAGCAGCUUGAAGACAUUGGUUAAUGCAUCAAGCAGAAUAUCGAAUCUGUUGGUAGAGCACAGUCCAGUCGGGAGCGGUGCCUACAGGUCAGUGGGCGAGUGGCUGGAAGCCAUCAAAAUGGGCCGAUACACAGAGAUCUUCAUGGAGAACGGAUACAGUUCAAUGGAUGCUGUGGCUCAGGUUACCCUAGAGGAUUUGAGGCGGCUGGGAGUGACACUUGUUGGUCACCAGAAGAAGAUAAUGAACAGCCUUCAAGAGAUGAAGGUCCAGUUGGUGAAUGGGAUGGUGCCAUUGUAACUCGGUUUUAAAGUCGCUUCCUCAAGUGGGUCGGUCCUGCACUUUGUACACUAGGCCUGAGAUUUAUUUUGACUAAAAAAAAAAACACAAAGAAGAGAUAAAAAGGGAAAUUCAGUGGUUUCUAUAACCGAAGGACUUUGGCCUCUGCCACGGUGUUUCUAAAGCAGUGUUUGACUAAAGAUUUCCUCCUUUUCUUCCUAUUUGUGUCCUCAUUUUCAUGAAGUAGAUGUAAGAUGCAUGGAACAUGGAAACAAAUCUGCUGUACUUGAAGUUAACCGAUCUCUUAAGCUUCAGCAACGACAACAGCAAGCCUUCCCACCACACGUUGUCUGUACAUGGGAUAUAUAUAUAUAUAUAGCACCUUUAUACACUGAAUUACAGCAGCACAUGGUCAUACUUCCAAGGACUUCAGCAGAGGAGUGUUGCAGCCAUUUGUGAGCUCCCAAAAGCUGCGGUGUACUGAAGUUUAACUUCGAGUCUUACUUGUCUACAGAAGUGUAUUGAAGAGCAAUAUGAUUAGAUUAUUUCUGGAUAGCUAUUUUGUUUUGUAAAUUUAAAGAAAAGAAAAAUAAUGCUGUUACACAGCAUUAAGUUAUAAAGACUAGUGUAUAAACAAUGUUGCUUGCUCCAUGGCAAAUACAAUACAGGGUGUAUAUUUAUUUUCUUUCCUCCUCCCUCUGUGUUACCAAGUUCUUUCCUGUUUUUUCUUCUGGGAGGAUAAUACAUGAUGAAGAUGUAUAUACUGUACAGUUUGCUACACAUCAGGUACAAGAUUGGGGCUCUUUCCUUGGUUUUGGGAUUUUUCCUCCACUUUCACUUUGUUUUGUCUCCCUUUUGUGCUACCACUGUGCUUUGUAUUUUUGCUGCUGUUUGGUUUGAGAAACAUAGAAAGCCUUCAGAAGUUUUUACAUAUACAAGGUAGAAGGAGUCUGCUUAAACAAAAGACAUUGCCCCCUCUUUCUUUUUACCAUGUGCUGGGGACAUCCAGAAAGAAAUGUUAAAGACCUUGCUCUCAGUGGCCUCAAGUGACAGCAUGGCAUUGGUUUUCAUGUGUCUGAGUCCUGCUCAAAGGUAGCAUGGGAUUGCCCCGCACCAGCAUUUCAGCCCAAUAGCCACAACCCAGUACAGUCCUCACCUCAGUUCCUGGAGCUCAGGGGAGAAAACGUAAGAUGAUUUUAUCUGGAAGGAAGGGAUGCUGUCCGAGGUUGUCUCUCUAGGCAUUUUCAGUUUGGGUAUGGACCUGGUCACUUUGUGGCAGAGUGCAGAGAGGAAGAAAGAACACAGUAGCCCAACAUGAUCACAGCAGUGGCAUCCCCCUAUAUGGGCAAGAAAGUUCCAUCUAUCUGGGACUGGCUCGGGUGACCACUUGCUUGUAGCUGGUGUUCAGUGUGUCCAUUAAAACUCACAGCUGCUGUUUUCAGUGGGAGCUGAGGGCAAUACGAUCCCUCAGAAAUCUCACCAAGAAACAAUUUGUCCUAUCCUCUUUUUUUUUUUUCUUGUUUUAGAUAGGAGUAAUUGAUUUCAUAUUUGUAGGUUAGGCUCUUUUUUUUUUGUGAAGGCUGUGGUAAAGUUAAGGAUUUAGAAAUGGUUCAGUGGGUGGGGAAGUGGUUGCUGUUUCUUUAGAUAUAUCGCUACCUUAGAGGUUGGGCAGCAUCUUGUAGCAUUCUUCCUUAGUGAUGACAUCAACAUUCUAACUUGUUGCAGCUCCCUUUGUCCCUGGCACUGCAGAGCCAAGCCCGUGGAGCUCCUCCAGAGCCAAGAGGUUGUCCCUUCACAUCUUGUAGGAGUAGGUGCUGAAUGCCACUUUCAGCCAUUUCAAGGGUCUUUAUUCCAUUCCCCCAAGCCUUUGGAUGAGAUUUGGUACAAACAAAAGGUUUCUGAAGAAAAGAGAAAGGUCUAGGAGGAGAGGGUUGGGGUUUGGGGAUUUUUUCCUAACAGCAAGGCUUGCUCCAUUUCAGCAGGGCAUCUUUGAAAUGACCUUCUCCUCUACUACAGAUUGCUAUCAAGCUCCUCUGGAAUCCAGAGAAAUAGGAGGGAGAAGAGCUACAGUGAGGGCUGAUGAAUCUUGACAAUGUGAUUUCUCUUCCUGUUACUUCAUUUUGGCAGUCACCAGAUCACAAAAGGGGGAGGAGGGAAUCAAGACAUAACAAUUUUGGCGCAUGAACAGAAUUUGUUAUAUAACAAAUAAGAUUAUUAGAGCUGUCAGCAGAGCAGUCUUGGGAUUGCCUGUGCCUCCCUGCCUGCAGUACUUGGAAAAAUAACCCACAGGAAGAGAGAAACAAGUUGUUUGGUUGGGAGGAAUGGCUCAGUUGCCACCCACAGCUAUCAGCUGCACCGAGAGAUGCUGUUAGCAAACGUGCAGUACUUUCUGCCUGUCAUCUCCAUUCAUUCCUUACCAGUUGGCUCUGCAGGAAGAGAAGGGUUUGGUCUUUGUUUCUUUCACUGACUUUUAACACCUAAACCCUCUUUUCAACAUUUGUAGGGUUUUACAGGUAUAUGUGGUAUGGCUGGGAUGCAAACCAGGUACUGGACUAACCUUCAGAAUGAUGAACUAGUGGAAAACAAACUGUUCUUAAGCCAGACUAAGUUUGUAAAUAGGGCAGCUCUCCUUGGAUCCUCCAGUAAAUAAAUAAAUAACCUUUUCUAUUUAUUUCAAGAGCUGUUCUUGCUAUAGAUCUCUGUAUAAUAAGCUUUGUCUCAGAGCUAAAAAUAAAAUAUUAAGUGGUGUUUCCAUGAGGAGGGUCCAAAAGUUACAGCUUCUAUGUCUGCAAGCAAAUUCCACAGACCAUGAAGGUUGCUAUCCAAGGACAGCAAAUACUCUGUGUUUUGAACAUGAUCGUAUACGAUGGGGUGAUGAAGAAGGAGAUGGCAAGAGCAUUUUACUGGUUAUGCUCCUUGUAAAGGCUGUAGGUGUAUUUCCUGCCUACAGUAAGUCUGAGCACGUUGCUUUUCCAGCUUGCUGUUACGGCAAUUGAUCCAACAAAGACUUUUUCCCUCCGCCUCACAGUAUAUUUUGCUGCUGAUUGCGAGGAAGGUAUUUUAGGUGAUCUGGGAAGGUGAAAAGUCUCUCUUUUUGAUACAGGUUUUCUUUUGGGGAGAAGAAAGUGUCCCCAAGCAUGGCUUGUGUAGGCUGACCCCUUUCAUUCUGUAUCUGCCAUUUGGAAUAAUUACCUGAGCAUUAAAAAGGAAGACUGAUUUAAAAGGAGAAAAACAACAACAAAAAAAGACAGUUUGUUAUUUGUUCCUUCUAUAUGUUAAUGACAAGAAGAAAAAAAAAAAGUUUUUGUUUUGUUUAUUCAGUGUUGAAUACAAUGUAGAAAGACCCAGUGGUUGAGAGACUGUGACUUCUUGGAGUGCUGUGGUCUUGAAAUUAGUCGGUAGGGUGAAUGUAAGAUACUUCAGUAGCACUCUUAAGAUUAAAGCUUAGUUUCCAAUGCUUUAUUGUAAUUCCUUAGGGCAAGAGGUGUGAGAGCUCAUGCUGCCAGAGCUGCAGCAGCCCUCUCAGCUCCUGGCAUCAGCAUUUUAACUCGUAGGAGGCUGUAGCUUUGCUCUAUUCCUCCCCUCCCUGGCACCUCCUUGGAUGCUCUCUGUGCAUUUUGUUUGUGUACA